ACGUGGAGGGGGGCCGGGUUUACACGAUGAGCCAAACUGCAUUCUGCCCUCCUUCUCCCGAGUUAUUAUCUGUUUCAGAAGGAACUUGAGUUUGUAAAACAUUUAACUCUGACUCAAAGACGAAGCGGUUACCGGCCACUUCAGAGGCACUGCGUUUGUGUGUCGAUUCAUUCAUAUUUUUGCAUAUUAAUUAUAAACAUUUGCUGGAUUUAUUUUGGGGUGUGCAAGUCGAUGAUGGCUGCCUACCUGGGCCUGGAGGAGAGCACCGCGGGCCUGAUGGACACAGCCAGCAAAGCAGAAAAAGAACAAAUUAAGAUUGAAAGUGUGGCGGUGAAAAGUGCAGAGAAAGCGGACGCCACUCAGAAGCCGCCGUACUCUUACGUGGCGCUGAUUGCCAUGGCCAUACGCGACAGCUCGGAGAAGAGACUAACACUUUCAGGUAUUUACCAGUACAUCAUCAGUAAAUUUCCUUUCUACGAGAAGAAUAAGAAAGGCUGGCAGAACAGCAUCCGACACAACCUGUCACUGAAUGAGUGCUUCAUCAAGGUUCCCCGGGAGGGCGGUGGAGAAAGGAAAGGAAACUACUGGACCCUGGACCCUGCGUGUGAGGACAUGUUUGAAAAGGGAAACUACCGACGACGGCGGCGCAUGAAGAGGCCGUUUAGACCGCCAACGUCACACUUCCAAGCCGGUAAAUCUAUUUUCGGUGGGGACAGUUACGGAUACCUAUCUCCUCCUAAGUAUUUACAACCUGGGUUCAUGAAUAACUCAUGGUCUCUGGCGCAACCUCCUGCGCCCAUGUCCUACACGUCGUGCCAAAUGGCGAGCGGGAACGUGAGUCCGGUGAACGUCAAAGGCUUGACGGCGCACUCCUCGUAUAACCCCUACUCCCGUAUGCAAUCAAUGACACUGCCGGCCAUAGUCAAUUCCUACAGUGGCAUGAGUCACCACCACACACACCAGCACCAUCAGCAGCUCAGUCCGGCGGCGUCUCCUCCAGUUUCCGCUGUAAACGGCACCGGGCUUCAGUUCGCGUGCUCGCGGCAGCCCACAGAGCUGCCCAUGAUGCACUGCCCGUACUGGGAGCACGAGGGAAAACACUCCGCAUUGCACACCCGGAUAGAUAUAUAGCUCUAUUUAUACCAACUACCCGAGACUUAUAUUAAUAAAGAUGUUUUUUUAUAUUUACCAAGGGCUAAAAAGUGAAUUGCCUGGGUGUGGGCGAGUGCAAGUGCAAAUAAAACUGAAGUGGAACCAAACACGGGAAUCUCACCAGCGUGUUGAGGUUUGGAUGCUGUGGUUAUCUCUGCUGAAUAAUGAAUCACAAUGGUCUUAAAAAAUUACAAUGUAUUUUUUAUUUUAUUAAUAUUCAUCAAGCCUUAAGUGUCAAAUUCAGUUAAAUAAAAGUGACAUGAGAACCGGUUAAACAUUUAAGCAGCUCUUCUUCCAUAAUAGACACUCUUCUGAAAUGACACGUGUGGUCGAAUAUUUAACGUGCAAAGAAAUUUAAUCUCAACCAAUCUGUAGAAUGGCAGAAUUAAAGCCACAAUGUUGCGUUUACUCUCCGUGUGGACUGAAUAAGUCAUUAUUGGAAAAUAGUUUUAAUCUUAUUCACAUUGUUGUUGUUGGUGGUGUUGUUAUGAUGAUGAUGAUGAUGAUGAUGAUGAUGAUGAUGACGAUGUUACACUCAGUGAAACGCGUACUUGUUCUGGAAAGACACCGAUAUUUGUGGGUUUAUUGUGGGCAAACAUAGUUUAUUAUUAUUAUUAUUAUUAUUAUUAUUAUUAUUAUUAUUAUUAUUAUUAUUAUUACUAUGUUUAUUAUUAUUAUUGAUAAUUAAUGUUAAUGUCUAAAACCACCUGGGGACCAUAUUUAGUUUUUACUUUUCAAUUUCUCUUACCAUGACGCAGUUAUCCUGAACUUAUUGUGAUGAAAUGUAAAAUUAUUAUUAUUAUUAUUAUUAUUAUUAUUAUUAUUAUUAUUAUUAUUAUUAUUAUUAUACAUGAACAAUAUACAUUUUGCCCGCUUUAAUCCACAGUUAUACUUUUUUAAGAAUAAAUCAUAAAUACGAAUCUGUUGUGCGCGUACAUUUUAAUUUUUAGACAAAUAAAAAAAAUAACCUUAAACAAAUUAUACCAGGAAGGGACGGUGACAGCACGAGAUCGUUGAUUGCCAAGUUAUACAUUUUUAUAAAGACAAUAGUAUAUUACUAUAUCAAUCCAUAGCGGGGCACAUGGUCUGAUCCUGUAUUCUUCAGGUUUUAAAUUGAAAUGUGUUUGUUUGUCCUUUUUUAAUACAGUAAAAACAACUGAGUAACAAUCUGAGACAAAUUCAUAAGCCUUAACUUUAGGGGACCUUACGUACUUUAUUCAUUUCUUCUGGACUGCGCUCAGCAUUUUACCCUGACGCCUGAACCGAAAUGUUCAGAAAGCAGUACCGCACGCGCAGGGGUGUUGCAGUGGUAAAGUAAUGGACCGGAACAAACUGUUGUACCAAUAAUUUUGCAAACUGUCCACAUUUUACUCAAAUGUAUCUAACAAUAUAAACUCAGGGCCGGGGCCAAGGUGGGGGUCAUUCGCGGGCCGUGUCCCCCAACAAGGUUAUUGUGCCCCCUACACAGUUUUAAUUCAUUUAAUAUAUCAAGAAUAAUUCAAAUACAGUAAACAUUGAACGUUAUGAUUUUUAAUGUAAUAAAAAUGAGAAACUACA
Molecule: messenger RNA, 2709 nt
Organism: Silurus meridionalis
Lineage: Eukaryota; Metazoa; Chordata; Actinopteri; Siluriformes; Siluridae
Gene: foxl2a
Product: forkhead box L2a
Exons: 1
Coding region: 232-1131 (299 amino acids)
Biological process (GO): regulation of transcription by RNA polymerase II; anatomical structure morphogenesis; cell differentiation
Molecular function (GO): DNA-binding transcription factor activity, RNA polymerase II-specific; RNA polymerase II cis-regulatory region sequence-specific DNA binding
Source: RefSeq, a predicted model, not a curated record